UAAAUAGAGAGUAUAAAGAAGGAAAAAAGAAGUUAAAAGAGUGUAGAAAUAUAACAUGAAGAAAAGGGAUAAGAAAAUUAGACAUAGUUUGGUAACCCCAAAUAUCCAAACAUAGUCUUCCAUGUCUGAGUGAGCUGCUUCCCCAAAUGUGGACAUCUUCUUCCUCCACCUCCUCCUCCCCCUCCCCCUCUCCCUUCCGCCACCCCAAAUCCAUGGAGGAAGUCUGGAAAGACAUUACCCUCGCUGCCUCCGAUCUCCACCUCAACCCCUCCCCCCGCGGCGUCAUCCUUCAGGACUUCUUCUCCAAAGAUCCGCCGCCCUCCUCCGUCCCCUCCCCCUCUCCUCCGCCGCCUCCCCCCACAAUGCUCACCCUCAGCUCCGCCGCCGCCGAUCACUUCGGCCCCCUUCUCUUCCAGCCCCAGCCCAUUCUCCACCCCACCGCCUUUGAUGCCGUCGUCCCCGACGAUAUCGCCGCCGCAGGCAAAAAGAGGUUCCCCGAUUUCGACCGGACCUCCGGCGACCGCCGCCAUAAGCGUAUGAUCAAGAACCGCGAGUCUGCUGCUCGCUCCAGAGCUAGAAAACAGGAAAGCCUCUCUCUCUCUCUCUCAUCACCCAACACAACUUACUUUCAGCUUCUUGUCAAAAAUUUAAUCUUGCACCCUUUCAGAUACAAAAAAUUUAAUCUUGCCAGAAAUCAUUUACAGGCUUAUACAAAUGAGCUUGAAUUGGAAGUAGCCCAUUUGCUUGAAGAGAAUGCCAGGCUCAGAAAACAGCAAGAAAAGUUUUAUAGAGAAGCAGCUGCCGAGCACCAGAAAAGGAAGCCUCUCCAUAGAACUUCCACUGCUCCAUUUUGAUUUUUUAGGUUCAAGAAAAAAUGCUGUAUUUUGAUGGGAACUCAUCAAAUCAGUAUUAGUAUUAAUUAUAAAUUGUAUUUAAUUAAUGUCUAGAUAUUAGAAUGGAUUUUAGUGGGAGGGCCCUUUUCCUCUUUUGUUGAUCACUCCUCUGGAAUCCAUCGCCAAGAUAUGAAUCUAUCUUCUUUUUUCACUGCUACUGCAACUGCUGCUGCUUUUUUUGCUAGGAGGGGAGAGAGAAAGUGAGGGAAUAUAAUUGUACUAGGUAGAGAUUGAGAAGGAGAGUGGUUUAUUGGCUGCUGCAGAAAAGUUUGGGUUCUUGCUAGGAAUGGCUUUUUCUACUUCUGCUGCUUCAUCAUAAUCACUUCUUUAUUUUUUUUGACCAAUUCUUUUUCUUAAUAUGAUUAUUACUGCUGCUGCAUUUAUGCUGA
This is a messenger RNA of Salvia miltiorrhiza (redroot sage), 1282 nucleotides long. Its product is annotated as bZIP transcription factor 27-like. Gene Ontology annotation, cellular component: nucleus. The record is from RefSeq and is a predicted model, not a curated record. Gene Ontology annotation, molecular function: DNA-binding transcription factor activity. NCBI's taxonomy places the organism in Eukaryota, Viridiplantae, Streptophyta, Magnoliopsida, Lamiales, Lamiaceae. Bases 147 to 854 code for a protein of 235 amino acids. The transcript is spliced from 2 exons. Gene Ontology annotation, biological process: positive regulation of DNA-templated transcription.